Messenger RNA from Sinocyclocheilus grahami, 936 nucleotides. RefSeq names its product roundabout homolog 2-like. Lineage: Eukaryota; Metazoa; Chordata; Actinopteri; Cypriniformes; Cyprinidae. The annotation marks the transcript as partial. The transcript has 6 exons. The record is from RefSeq and is a predicted model, not a curated record.
UGCCAAAGAAGAAGAACAGCACGCAGCCGUGUCGUUGCUUUGAUCAUGCUGCAUGUUUCUGUGUGCGAAAUCAGCUGCUUCACCUCGGGCCACGAGCAGGCUCCAUGGUGAAUGGUUGGGGCUCGGCUUCAGAAGAUGAUGACAGAAACUUCUCCAGCAGAAGGUCUAGUGCCGGCAGCUCCUCUGAUGGCUCACUCUUCACCCAUUGCAGCUUUGCACGAGCCCUGGUGGCGGCCGCAGACAAGGCUGGUUACUGUCUGGACGGCACCAGCCUGAGCAAGAGAGAUAAAGGUCUACCUCAUAGACCUCGUCCCGCUAGCCCGUUCUCCACAGAUGGAAGCACGGUGGGCACACACAGCCUGGGUCACCAGCGGGCGGCAAGGCCCACCCGCAAACACAAAGGCCCUGGCGCUGCCCCGCACCGCCGUGAUGCCAGUGCUGAUGAUCUGCCUCCACCACCAGAUCCUCCACCCUGCCAGACAGCUCGUGUCCAGGGGGUGAGGAACAUGCCCAACCCCUCUGACCACAAGGCCUCGUCCUUGGAGAGGCAACCCAUGAUGGGCCUGGAGGAGAUGAAGAGUUCCUUGGACCGGCAGGCCCGAACCUCACUGGAGCGCCACCAACAAGCCCUGGAAAGACUGGGAUCCAUAGAGAGAGGAGACGAGAGCAGAAGAGGACAGAAAAACGGUCCUGUUUCAGAAGAGGCCAUAUUGCCAUACAACAAACCAUCAUUCCCAUCUCCCGGGGGCCACAGCUCUUCUGGGACGGCCUCCUCUAAAGGGUCAACAGGUCCUCGUAAAGGUGAAGGGACAAGGGGACAGCACCAGCGCUCCAACACGGAGCAGGGCGAAAGCAGCUACAUGGGGAUCAACGCGCAGUACUCUGGAGAGUUAUAGUGAGCCUUUUUGAUGGAAACUGAAGAAUGCCUUUAUCUGU